Ceutorhynchus assimilis (cabbage seed weevil) is the source of this 873-nucleotide messenger RNA. NCBI's taxonomy places the organism in Eukaryota, Metazoa, Arthropoda, Insecta, Coleoptera, Curculionidae. The record is from the annotation of a GenBank genome assembly.
AUGAGCACAAGAAAAAAACGUCCCAAGGCACCCUGGAAAAAAAUCCUGUACGAAAAACAAGACUAUCCAGACAACUACACUGAUCAAAACAUUUUCCUCAAAGACCUCAGAAAAAAUGUAGAUUUUAAAGAAGUCAGCUUGUGGGAAGCUUGCCUUGGAGCUAGCCGACUGUUACAAGAAUUUUUCACCGUAAUUUUAUUUAUUUUAAUUUAUUUGUACAUGGUUAACAAGUGGGUAGAGCCCGGGAUUGUUUUGUAUGGAAUGAGCGGCACGAGCUUUUUGGGGUUUGUCUUUUACCGGAUCGAUUUUACCAACAGUGCCCCGAAGGUAAAGCAACACUCGUUAGGCUACGACAUCAGGACAAUUCUCACAUUUGUCGCUUUUGGUCAACUAUUUUCUCCAGUCCUACACACUUUAACAGACACUAUAAGUACAGAUACGAUUUAUACAAUGACUUUUAUAAUGCUCCUCCUGCAUUUAAUAUUUUUUGACUAUGGGGUUUCCAGCGCCAUGGUUUCUAAAAGCAUUUCACUAAGUGCGGCAAUGUUUGCCUCUAUAUGCCUAGCUUCUCGGUUAACAUCCGCAAACGACGCUUUCGUAUUAUUAACAGUGGCAACUCAAAUAUUUGUACUAUCACCGAUUUUACGUAAAGAACUAAAUCACAAUGUGAUAUUAACUGUGAUUUUGUUUGUGUUGGAUUUUGGCUUUUUAAUACAAGUGUCGUUUUUGAUGAGCUUUUUGUUCCUGUUUGUUGUAGUUUUGGUUAAUCUGAUUUGUCCAGUUUUGUUUGUGAGAUAUCAGAAGCUGAAGGAUAAUAUUUAUGGGCCUUGGGACGAGGCUGUUGUGAAUGAUGCUGAUAAUAUUGUGUUGUAA